Molecule: messenger RNA, 805 nt
Organism: Spizellomyces punctatus DAOM BR117
Lineage: Eukaryota; Fungi; Chytridiomycota; Chytridiomycetes; Spizellomycetales; Spizellomycetaceae
Exons: 5
Coding region: 101-769 (222 amino acids)
Biological process (GO): protein polyubiquitination; ubiquitin-dependent protein catabolic process
Molecular function (GO): ubiquitin conjugating enzyme activity
Source: RefSeq, a predicted model, not a curated record
UGUGUUUUCGUUAUUUUUACUGCGCACUGUUAAUCCUUUUUUCCAACGGGUAUUUAACAAUUGUUUCAGAAAGCGACAUAGUGUUUUGUGAACUCUGGAAAUGUCAAAUGCCGCGCAACAUGCUUUACAGCGGCAACUUAAAGAGUUGAUGAAGCAUCCGAUUCCGGGGUUUCGCGUCGCCAUGAAGGAUGAUAAUAUUUUUGAGUGGGAGGUGGGGAUUAUUGGUCCGUUUCGGACGCCGUAUGCUGGGGGGUAUUUCUUGGCAACCCUCAAAUUCCCACAAGACUUCCCCUUCAACCCUCCGACCUUUACCUUCAAUUCCCCCUUUUUCCACCCAAACGUCUACCCCGACGGCCGUCUCUGCAUCUCAAUCCUCCACCCCCCAGGCGACGACCCUCUCUCUGGUGAAUCCGCCUCAGAACGAUGGAACCCAACUCAAAGUGUCGAAAGCGUGCUGUUAUCCAUUUUAUCAUUACUGAAUGAUCCGAAUUGUUCGUCACCUGCGAAUGUGAAUGCAGGGGUGUUGUAUCGGAAGGAUCGGGGGGCUUUUGAGGAGAUUGUAAGGGCACAGGUGGAGAAGAGUCGGGGGGAUAUUCCUGGGGAUUUGGUGAUGCCUACCAGUGAAGCGGAUUUUGUGAUUAAGCCACCGCCUCCAACAGACGAUGAUGAGAAUUUUUGGUAUGAGGAUGAUGAAGAGGAUGAAGAGGAUGAGGACGAGGAUGAGGAUGAGCAUGAGGAAGAGGAUGAAGAUGAUGAUGCGUCUGUUUAACCAAAAUAAAGAAAACAGAUAUAAACAGAAAGGACA